This is a messenger RNA of Glossina fuscipes, 993 nucleotides long. RefSeq lists its product as uncharacterized. NCBI's taxonomy places the organism in Eukaryota, Metazoa, Arthropoda, Insecta, Diptera, Glossinidae. The transcript has 3 exons. The record is from RefSeq and is a predicted model, not a curated record. Bases 182 to 859 code for a protein of 225 amino acids.
AUUGCUAGUAAAAAUAAAUUGAACACAUUUAUUUUAUUAAUGCUUUUUUCCAUUUGUAUACAUGUAUGCGCGUGUCGUUUUGGUAUUAUAAGCACACAUUACAAACAAGUUUGAAGUUUGUUGCUUAAGUCUUGUUUCGCGUUCACUGCAAAGAUUCGUUAGUAAAAUAGAAAGUACAAAUAUGAGUUUGCGAACCAGAACAUUAGUUUUUUCUACAUUCUUUGGAUCGAUUUUGGCAAUCGGUUUAUUGUUGGUCAGUUUGACUACAAAUAGCUGGGUUAAGGCUUAUCCGAAGCGAACAAAUGCUCCACAAUCUAAAGGUGAAGUAAGCUAUGGUUUAUUUUACGGUACCAAAGAUUUAAAUCCUGGUUUCGGUGUGAGAUCAUAUUCAGUGGAUGUAUAUACUUUCAUGCAGACCGAACAGCAACCUAUGAAUUUUUGGCUUUGGCUUAUCACCGCAAUGGGUACUGGCCUUGGUUUGUUGAGUUGUGCCAUUUCCGCUAUUGCCGCUGUAUUUAAAGCUGCGUCUGCUGCCAAGAAACCAGGCACAAUGCUUGUUUUAUUUGCUUCCAAUAUAUCGUCGGCUUUGUCACAAGUCUUGGCCUUUAUCUGCUGGCUAGUACAAUUCUUUCAGUAUUUACAACAUAACGUUUUAGCGAUAGAGGAUCGCAGGCACAAUUGGUAUAGUCACGGUUUGGCCACAUUGGGCUAUAGUUUCUACUUAGUUGUUAUAUCAACUCUAGUCGUUUUUUUAAAUAUCACUAUAUUAUUACAUGCUCGACGUCGCGAGAAACGAGAAGUUCAACGUCUACAGCCUCCAAAUGAAGAAAAACAUCAACGCGCUAUAAUGCUUUAUUGAAGAACAUAUCACGAAUAAUAUAGAGCAGAAAAAAAUGCCUUCAAUUGCCUUAACACCACACACAUACCAAUUUCAAAUCUAUGUAUAUGUGUGUGUGUGUCUUUAUUAUUUAAGUAAAAAAAGUUGUAUUAUCU